UUCUGUGCACUUGAUAAAUUCACCAUCUUGUUUAUUUAUCAAUAUUGACAAUUUAUCAAGUGUUUCGUAUUCUAUGUCAAAAAUAAAAAGCUUUUUUCUUGAUAAAUUGUCAAGAUGUCAAAUGCCUUUGACAAAUUAACAAAUUUUUGAACGAUUCAAAUUGAAAUUUUAAAGCUGCUUCAAACAUUUCAAAAUUGUGUUAACUAAUUAGUAAAAAUGGAAGAAGAAAUGCUUCUUUUACUAUUAUUGUGGGAAGAAGAGGAACAUGAACAAAAUAGAGACCGCUCGCGUUAUUUAAGGUCCUUGAGGGAUGCCAGUGAUCCAUUUUCCUUGAGUGAGAACGUGUUCAUGCAACAUUUUCGUUUGACCCGCCAAUUGUGCCGGAGUCUUAUUAAUGAUUUGGAACCGCAUGAUGACCAAAAUACCUCAUUGCCUCUUACUGUACGCGUCUUGGCAGUAUUAAACUUUUUUGGCAACGGAUCGUAUCAGAAAUGCGUGGGAAAUAAUUGCAAUUUGCCAAUGAGCCAGUCGUCCUUUUCAAGAAGUUUGCGGGCUGUGACAAAGCUCAUUACAAGGGUUAAAGGCGGAGAAAUUAAGUUUCCCAGUUCGAUUGAGGAAGAAACCAUAAUUAAAACAGGAUUUUUUCGAAAGUUUGGAAUAAAAAGCACAGUAGGAGCAAUUGACUGCACCCACAUCGCUAUUGUUGCUCCGCCGUCUAACAAUGUAGAACGCCCGCUUAAUUUGUAUUUAAACAGAAAGGGGUUCUACAGCAUUAAUGUCGAAGCGGUAAGUUACAAUUUCUUUGACAAAUACAAUUUAUAUGAGUUUUGUUUCGUAGGUAUGCGAUCAUCGUUUGUGCUUUACAUUCCUAAACACAAAAUUUCCUGGGGCGACGCAUGAUUCUGGGAUAUGGGCAACGUCUGACCUACGGGAGCAACUAAUACGUCAGCAUACCAGGACUACUGUUCACCAAAGAGAAUCUUGGCUUAUUGGUGAUCAAGGCUACCCAUUGGAGCCAUGGCUUCUUACGCCAGUAGGAACUCCAAAUAGCCAUAAAGAAGUCAAAUACAACAAAUUGCAUGCGUCUGCUAGGAACAGCAUAGAACGAGCAUUCGGAGUUUUAAAGUCCCGCUUUAGAUGUUUGCUAAAGCACCGAGUGCUUCAUUAUUGCCACGAAACAACAUCACUCAUUGUCGCGA
Messenger RNA from Rhagoletis zephyria (snowberry fruit fly), 1199 nucleotides. Its product is annotated as putative nuclease HARBI1. Lineage: Eukaryota; Metazoa; Arthropoda; Insecta; Diptera; Tephritidae. The record is from RefSeq and is a predicted model, not a curated record.